This is a messenger RNA of Peromyscus eremicus (cactus mouse), 868 nucleotides long. It is a transcript of the gene Il17b, whose product is annotated as interleukin 17B. Gene Ontology annotation, biological process: inflammatory response. The transcript is spliced from 3 exons. Gene Ontology annotation, molecular function: cytokine activity. Gene Ontology annotation, cellular component: extracellular region. Bases 66 to 812 code for a protein of 248 amino acids. NCBI's taxonomy places the organism in Eukaryota, Metazoa, Chordata, Mammalia, Rodentia, Cricetidae. The record is from RefSeq and is a predicted model, not a curated record.
AGGGCCCAGCUCUGUCCUCUCCUUCAGGCCCAGAGGGAAACAGAGCCUGGUCUCAGCCUCCAGUCAUGGCCCCAAGGCUUGGGCUCCAGCUCUGGGCACGGCCUGGUCACACUGGAACUCUUUCAGGAAGAAGCGUCUGGGGCAAUCGGACAGACGUGGGCACUAGAGAUUUUCCAGCCCUGGCUUCUGGGAUCUGGGCAGAGUGCAUGAUCUUGGGCAAAUCCCUCUUUGUUUCCCAUCUGGAAAUUGAGGGAGGGGAUGUUGAGUCUGGUCUAUGCUUCCCCUGCAAGCUGCUCCUUCUUGCCAUCUCUAUCUUCCUGGGGCCAAGCCAGCCCCGGAACACCAAGGGCAAAAGGAAGGGGCAAGGAAGACCUGGCCCCUUGGCCCCCGGGCCUCACCAGGUGCCACUGGACAUGGUAUCGCGAGGAAAGCCCUACGCUCGAAUGGAAGAGUACGAGAGGAACCUCGGAGAGAUGGUGGCCCAGCUGAGGAACAGCUCUGAGCCAGCCAAGAGGAAAUGCGAGGUCAACCUGCAGCUGUGGCUGUCCAACAAGAGAAGCCUGUCUCCUUGGGGAUACAGCAUCAACCACGACCCCAGCCGCAUCCCUGCGGACUUGCCCGAAGCACGGUGCCUAUGUCUGGGCUGCGUGAACCCCUUCACCAUGCAGGAGGACCGCAGCAUGGUGAGCGUGCCAGUGUUCAGCCAGGUGCCAGUGCGUCGCCGCCUCUGUCCGCCAGCUCCGCGCCCCGGUCCCUGUCGCCACCGCGUCGUCAUGGAGACCAUCGCUGUGGGUUGCACCUGCAUCUUCUGAACCAUCAACCCAGUGGCCACCGCAGCUCCUUCCUCCCUGUGCCCACUGUGCCCCGC